AUGAACAAAGCUGAGAACAAAGACGCCCCGCAGAACGAGCAGCCCUCGGCCAGAAGCUUUUCCACUCCCACGCUGGACAAAAAUCCGGACCAGACGUUCCGUGCUAGCCGCCUUUCGGGUACACGCUCUGUCGAGGUGGCACUGGCAGAGAUUCAGAUCAUUGAACACAAUGUCUACGUUCAGCGUAAAGAGCGCACACUGCCCGAGGAUGAAAUUUCUGUGUGCUCAUGUGUGCCACCAACGAAUGAGAAUGAGAUGAGUUGCCUUGACGACUGUCACAAUCGUGCGGCGCUGGUGGAAUGCAUACCGGGAUUUUGCAAGAGUGGGGAUCGAUGCGACAAUAUGAGGAUACAGCGUGGUGUUAUGCCAUUAACGCAACUCAUCGACUGCGGAAGAAAAGGUCUUGGAACGAAGCUGCUAGAAGAUAUUAAGGCAGGCUCGUUUGUAGCUGAAUACAUGGGUGAGAUUGUGACGGAACAGGAGUAUUAUAUGCGCCGAGUGCUUUACCACAAUGAAAAGCAUCGCUACAUGAUGGUUUUAAGUGGUGGCGAGGUCAUCGAUGCUACACGAAUGGGUGGGUGGGCCCGCUUCAUUAAUCACAGUUGCGACCCUAAUUGCCGGGUAGAGAAGUGGGAGGUGAAUGGCGAAGAGCGUUGUGCCAUUUUUGCUCGUCGCGACAUCAUUGCUGGCGAAGAGCUGACGUUCGACUACAAAUUCCAAUCUUUUAGCAAAACUGAAAUCACCGAGUGCCUUUGCGGUGCACCAAAUUGUCGAAAAGUUAUUGGAAUGAACAAUCAAGUGAGCAAACCGAGCAAAAUGCUUCAGAAAGCAGAUAUGGCAGCACCUAUUGGAACCAAAAAGUCGCUUGAUCCUGUGAUUGGACUCAAAUCAAGGCCAGUUCACGGUGCAAAGAAGGCAGAUGCUCUGAUGCAGCGAAUGGCACGACAGCGUUUACUGAGCAGCAGUGAAGUCCGUGUGCUGCGACGGUCGCGUAUAAUUCUGAAGCGCAAUUUGACGUGGCACAUGGAUGAUGACUUUGCGCAUUUGGCGCUGCUGCCAUACUUCGUCACAAAGCCCUCCUCGCAAGUGAUAAAACACAUGCCGGAGCUUAAAUAUGUGCCUGACUUUUUCAACUGGAGAGACUUACCGAACUUUCCAAAAAAAGUGCGCGUCAUCAGCCGGCAGGCGAAAAUCGCUCGAUUAAGUGAAAUUACCACGUCGCUACAAGCCAAACCAGAAAACCACUAA
Molecule: messenger RNA, 1248 nt
Organism: Plasmopara halstedii
Lineage: Eukaryota; Oomycota; Peronosporomycetes; Peronosporales; Peronosporaceae
Product: histone-lysine n-methyltransferase ashh2-like isoform x1
Exons: 7
Coding region: 1-1248 (415 amino acids)
Biological process (GO): regulation of DNA-templated transcription
Cellular component (GO): chromatin; nucleus
Molecular function (GO): protein binding; histone H3K36 methyltransferase activity
Source: RefSeq, a predicted model, not a curated record